Messenger RNA from Theobroma umbraticum, 1286 nucleotides. It is a transcript of the gene ZIM, whose product is annotated as GATA-type zinc finger protein with TIFY domain-containing protein. Gene Ontology annotation, biological process: regulation of DNA-templated transcription. Gene Ontology annotation, molecular function: zinc ion binding; sequence-specific DNA binding; protein binding. NCBI's taxonomy places the organism in Eukaryota, Viridiplantae, Streptophyta, Magnoliopsida, Malvales, Malvaceae. The record is from RefSeq and is a predicted model, not a curated record.
AUGUACGGACAGUCUCAGCCCAUGAACAUCCCCGCCCAGAUCGUGGGCUCCGGCGCCGACGUCGAUGAUGACGUCUCUGCCUCCGCCUCCGCCGAUAAUCACCACAGCGUAAGUUAUGACGCUCACCCCCUCGAAGACGGCGUCGGAGUCGAGGACGUUGCCAACGAUCCCAUCUAUGUCUCUGCCGCCGUUGCUUCCGCCUCUGACUUGGCGGCGGUUCAGCGAGUCGAUGGCGCCAGCCAACUUACCCUCUCGUUUCGCGGCCAGGUCUACGUAUUCGAUGCUAUUACUCCUGAUAAGUUUCACGCGGUGUUAUUGCUGCUGGGUGGAUGUGAACUGGCUUCAGGUCCCCAUGGUGUUGAAAUGUCAUCUCAGAACCAAAGGGGUGUUUUGGACUUUCCAAGUCGAUCUACUCAACCGCACAGGGCAGCAUCCUUAGAUAGGUUCCGUCAGAAGAGAAAAGAGCGGUGCUUUGAUAAGAAAGUCAGAUAUAGUGUUCGCCAAGAAGUUGCUCUUAGGAUGCAGCGUAAUAAGGGCCAAUUUACAUCUUCCAAGAAGUCUGAUGGAGCUUACAGCUGGGGUACUUCUCAGGAUUCAGGACAGGAUGAUAACCUACCAGAUACUUCGUGUACACACUGUGGCAUCAGCUCAAAGUCCACCCCAAUGAUGCGACGAGGUCCAUCAGGUCCAAGGUCUCUAUGCAAUGCUUGUGGACUUUUUUGGGCAAACAAGGGUACUUUGAGGGAUAUUCCGAAGAAAACGCAGGAUCAUUCCCUGACUCCAGUUGAGCAGGGUGAAAGUGAAGCAAAUGACUCAGAUUGUGGAACUGCAAUCCCCACGCAAAGCAAUGUAGUUUCUUUCUCAAAUGGCGAUGCCUCAGCUCUAAUUGCCGAGCACUAAUACAUCUGUGCCAAUAUGGUCAAUUGUGUCAGCUAGGUCUUUAUUAGUAAUUUCUUUUAAACUUGUCUUAUAUGUACAGAUAAUAUAGUUGCUUUAUCAAUAUACGAGGUUAUAUCUCCUCCUAUUCCUUCAGUUAGUAGCUUUGCACGAGAUUACCUCUUUAAGACAGACUUCUUCCGGAUGUAUCACAUGAAUCUUCAAGCUCUCAGUGAUUACCUUGGGUAAUUUUCAUCGGCCAUAAGCUCUAAUAUAUUAUCCCCUCCCAAGAACUGUUGCUCUGGAUGGACUAUCCAAAUCUCUUCUAUAUUUCAAUCAAAUGCCUGUUAGUUAAUGUAAAGGAUGGAUAAUCAACUUAUAAUAUCAAUUGGAGUUUAUAUUUUGUGCCU